AUGGAUGAGAUGUUUGUUGGGGAAAUGAAUUUAAAGCAAUGGAUUGCAGACUCACUAGUAUUACCAGUUGGAAAGAUAGAUGAAGUUGUGGAUGCCAAUUUGCUUGGGAUUAGAGCAGAGCAGGAAGAUGAUGAUCAGGUGAGGAAGAAGGAUUUCUUAUCAUCCAUUAAGAGAUUAGCUCUUACUUGCUGUGCAGAAUCACCAGAAGAGAGGAUAAGUAUGAAAGAAGCCAUGCCUUCCUCUUGA
Molecule: messenger RNA, 246 nt
Organism: Prunus armeniaca (apricot)
Lineage: Eukaryota; Viridiplantae; Streptophyta; Magnoliopsida; Rosales; Rosaceae
Source: the annotation of a GenBank genome assembly